Molecule: messenger RNA, 4357 nt
Organism: Hippoglossus stenolepis (Pacific halibut)
Lineage: Eukaryota; Metazoa; Chordata; Actinopteri; Pleuronectiformes; Pleuronectidae
Gene: cacng4b
Product: calcium channel, voltage-dependent, gamma subunit 4b
Exons: 4
Coding region: 798-1769 (323 amino acids)
Biological process (GO): transmission of nerve impulse; regulation of AMPA receptor activity; calcium ion transmembrane transport
Cellular component (GO): postsynaptic density membrane; AMPA glutamate receptor complex; voltage-gated calcium channel complex
Molecular function (GO): channel regulator activity; voltage-gated calcium channel activity
Source: RefSeq, a predicted model, not a curated record
GUUUGUGUGUGUGUGUAGUAGUGCACUCAUCAAGCAUUUAAUUGCUUUUUUAAUAGUCGUUUCCGCAGGGAAAUGGAUGUUUGGCGUUAGUGCACCACAGAGAGAAACACCAUUGUGUCAAAGCCUGUCAUUAAGUCUCUCCCCCUCACCCUCACCCUCACCCCUGUGACAGCUGACUCUCUGGAUGUUUGGUGAUAUUCAUAUAUUCUGAGACGAGACCCUGGUUUGUUUGGGUGAUUAAUAUUUCUCCAAAAUUAUUUUUCAUUUAAAAAAGCAUUCAGUUGUAGACAGACAUAAGAUUUUUUUUAAUUUCUUUAUUCAACAGCACAUCCCCUCCAUUGGUUAGAUUUGGUGAGGGUGGGGUCUCACUUAACAGCCAUUGACGUAGCCCUCUCUGUGGCCAUGGCUAUUAACACAGACGCAAUCAGUGUGGGAACAGAGGGGAAAGUGUUUUGAGACAAAGAUAAAAGAGGAGAAACAGAAGAGAAAGAAGUGGUGAGGAGGUUUGAAGGCGUCUGAGUCGGUACAUGAUGUUGCUGCCCUGCUGUCCUGUGCGCUUCAAACCUGUGUGGAGCUUCUGGAGUGGACACAACUGGUGUCAUCACACAUCCACAGCAGCAGCCACCAGUUGGGUUUGAGCAGCAGGUGAACGGUUCACUCAUUCUUCAGUCCACUUUCAGCAGAUGAGAAGAAAUCUGUGCACGGACCUGAUCCAUUAUGAGCCAAGGAUCCGCGCCCUGACGCGCUCCGGUGCGUGCACGCUGGACCGCUGAGAGUGUGGACUAGUAUGAAGCGUCAUGGCUUGGUGUGACCGCGGGGUUCAAACGCUGCUGGCCACCGUGGGGGCUUUCGCUGCCUUCAGCCUGAUGACCAUCGCCAUCGGCACGGACUACUGGCUCUAUUCGCGGGCGUACAUCUGCAACGCAACCAAUGCCUCGGAUGACACCCAGUCGCAGCCCAAAACCAAGAAAGGCGAUCUCACCCACUCCGGGCUGUGGAGAAUCUGCUGUAUUGAGGGUAUCAACCAAGGCAGCUGUUUCAGAAUCAACCAUUUCCCUGACGACAACGACUAUGACACAGACAGCUCUGAAUACCUGCUGCGUAUAGUGCGUGCCUCCAGUGUGUUCCCCAUCCUCAGCACCGGCCUGCUGAUGCUGGGGGGGCUGUGUGUCGCCCUGGGGAGAGUCUACAACAAGACAAACAACUUUCUCCUCAGCGCAGGCAUUCUCUUCGUCGCUGCAGGUCUAAGCAACAUAAUCGGAAUCAUCGUCUACAUCUCCAGCAAUGCAGGAGAUCCCAGUGACAAACGUGACGAUGACAAGAAGUACACCUACUCCUACGGUUGGUCUUUCUACUUUGGCGCCCUCUCCUUCAUUGUGGCCGAAGCUGUGGCCGUCCUCGCCAUCAACAUCUACAUCGAGAGAAACAAGGAGGUCCGCUGGAAGGCGCGGCGCGAGUUCAUCCGCUCGCUCUCGUCGUCCUCCCCUUACUCAAGGAUACCGAGCUUCCGCUAUCGCCGGCGGACGUCGCGCGCCAGCUCUCACUCUACGGAGGGAUCACGGGAGAAUUCACCAGUGGUCGGGCUGAAGGGGAUGCCAUCCUCCAGUGGUCCCAUGGACGAGCUCUCCAUGUACGCCCUGACGAGGGACAGUGUGACGGACAACACGUACAGCCCUGAACAUGAGGCUGCUGCCGAGUUUCUCCAGGUCCAUAACUGUUUUCCCAAUGAUUUAAAAGACGGGGUGAAUCGCAGGACCACACCCGUGUGAUGGAGCAUUUUGCCGGGCUCGAGGGUGAACAGGAAAUGAUGAAAAAGUCUCAGGGCGGACCUGCUGGAGCCUGAGCGCCUGUGAUAGCCUGCCAUGUUCGAGGCCCAGUUCUCAGAGACUGGUUCCUCUGGAAAAUGAGCAGAGGGAGGCUACAGGCCAGUCAGCUGGAUGGAGGAUGAGCCGUUUCAGAGAACUUGAUUAUUUAACUGCUCUUAGGGACCAUCAAAGCAGGGUAGAGUUGCCAUUGUCCGUCGCCAAUGCAAAUCUUGUGUUAUCUUUAAACUGUGUCAAAAAUACUUAGUUGAACAGUGUGUGGAUCACAGCCCUUGAUUGUGUAAUAGUUUGUGUAAUGGUCUCUCCACAUUGUGGGCAAACAUGAGAAAGUGAAGCAUUGAGCUGUGCCAAUCAGCGGUACUCUACCUGUAAGUUAUUUAACAAGGUGCUACAUGGAAUCUCCUCUGCAACUUGAAAGUGUUGGAUUUAUUUGUGUAUGUAUGUAUGUGUGUAGUUCAAAGUGUGGACCUCUCUCCAAAGCUAUAUUGUGUCCUCAUUACCAGUUUGGUCCUGCCUUACACCCACAGGUAUGAAAGAGGCUCUGUCUUUACUGUCUUUUAGGAUAAUAUAUGGCCUUUUAAACAAAUUAUAAAUAUUUUGAAAGCAUCUUUUUGCAUUCACCGUCUUAACAAAAUGUUUUGGCUUGCUGAGUUGUAGCAUAUUGAAUGUUUUGUAUUUUUAGCACAUAGUACAAGUCAACCCAUCCAGUCCUCCAAACAUAAGCCGUUUUCAAAUAUGACCUCCGGAGGAAGUCCGGAGAAUUUUGUGCGGACUUUCUCCGGAGGUUUCCUUUCACACAUGUAGAAAUGCAGCAGGAGAAACAGAAAUGUCUGUAGCGUCCAGGUGAGGGCUGAUGCAGCAGGCAAUUCUGUGAAGAUCACAUGUUUUUGUUUACAGCACAUUGACACCGGUGUCAGCCCUCAUCUCCAGAAACUGUCUUGACAUCUUCGUCAGUGUCUUCUACCUGUAUUUUCUUCUGGAGAUAUUUGUUUUCUUUUUAUUUAUUUUUGCGUCUGUCACGUGUCAGAAACAUCAUCAACACACCCACUUGCUUGCUGUGAAUCUCCUGCUGUGUUCUCACUUUGGCUACUGCAGACUUUUUACGAGAGGACUGGCCAGAGAAAGUCCGCAGAACAUCCAAAGGCUCUCACUCGGACAUUUGCAUUCACACACACAGCCCCUCCUGACAAUGUCCGGAGGAUCUCCUGGGUUCAGUGUCUGAAAGCAGCUAUACUGAAGGAUUUUGUCUCCCCUGCGGCCUCCUCCUUAAUCCUAUUCUUCUCUGACAUUUGUCAGUGGAACACCUCCUUUCCUUUUUUUAUUCACUUUCAUAUCCGUCUGCCAACCUUCUAUCACAACCUCUCGAUGGAUGUGACAUUGUGUAUGUGGCUGUCACAAGUGGGGAAAAAGGGGGGUGGUCCCGAGAGCUGUGGAAACGUUACAGGUCAGGACUUCCUCUUGCUGUGAGUGGAUCCCUGGCAUCCAUGGUGUUAAAUGGAUAAGGAUCAGAGUCAGGCGGAGAACGCAUGUCUGUCUAUCACACUGCCCAUUGAGUCCAUCCGGCUGCCUUCUCCCCCCCGCUCCCAUGUCAAACCCAGACAGAGGCAGAGGGAGCUGUCUGCGACCACGUCCCUGAAGGAUUCCGCUCUAAUGACAAGACAUGCGCGUCUACUCUCGUCCCUGCAUGUCCAUCUCUGCUCUUUCUUUUAGUUCUCUCAGGAAAUACUGUGUUGUUGCGGCAGGUUGAACGCUUUUGAAGUCCUCUCCUGCAUUCGUGCCAGUGCUGCGGGGAAAUGGACCAGUGACAAAGACAAACCUGGUGAAAAUUACUUGAGGACAAAAAAAAAAAAAUGCCAUUCCUGUAUGUAGAAAAUGCUGUGAGUGUUUGCUUCAUCUUGUUCCAAGAACCAGCUGGGGAGGGGUUUUCUUUUUUCUUUUUCCAGUCUGAGGGCUAUUCAGUUGGUUCUGGUUUGGCAAGCGAGCUCACUCAACCGCACAAUAGUAUUUGAUUGUAUUUAGCGUGUUUGAUAUUCCAUUAGAGAUACCGCCUCAUGUACGACACUGGGCUCAUGUAAGAAUCGGCCGGCAGUGCGAUCCAUUCUGAGUGUAGACCCGACACUCUUAUACUACAGUGUGAGGGAAAAUAUCAAAAAUGUGUUUGUUUGUAAUGUAAAAGCUGUAAAGUUGUAUAUAAAAGUACAAUAAAAAAAAUUUCAAAAAAAGAAGACAAAACAAGUUAAAUGUGCAAAAACAUGAACAGAAGCUUCAAAGCAUUAUUUCAAUGAACUUCUUCAUAAUAAUGUUUUAAUGCGACCUUGGUCAUACAUCAAUUUAAACAUCUUAUAUUCAGGUUUAACAAGCUAAUAUCAGUCAAGAAUAAAUCUAACACUAUUGAAUAUUGUUUUUUGUGUAUGUGUACUUUACUGUAUGUCUUCAUAUUGAUUAAUUUCUUACUCUUGUUGUGAAAUAAGCACAUUGUCAAUUUCUGUCUAGAAAUAAACACAAAUACACAUUUGAGCAAACACACACAGAGU